GUGAGCAGAGUGAUUUUUAAACAACAAAGCAGGUUGCCGAGCAGAUCACACCUUAUGUGCACACCAACACAGACAUGACCACCGUAUACUGGAGCACAAACAGAGGAGUUGUUUCCUGCAGUCAUGAUGGGAUUUCUGGAUCAGUGUUGGAGGUUACAGUCAGACCAGGAGACAACAUCACCCUGUACUGUGACUGCAAAACAUCAGCUGGAGUAUACAUAGUGUGGUACAGGAACUGUUCUCAUGAGAACCAGCCUUCUCUUGUUCUAAAACUAAAUCGUCACGCAUGGAAACAAAACACUGACACUGCAGGCUUUGUGAAUCCCCUACCUCGUUUCCACUUUGUGAAGAACCAGUCCUUUGAAUCCUAUGACCUGCAGAUCAUGAAUGUUACAGGUUCUGAUGAGGGUCUUUACUACUGUGGAACUGAACAGACCAAGGUGGCGGGUGAGGACAAAAUUACUCCUCGAAAGAUUUACAGAUAUGGCUCCAUAACAACACGAAUCCUAUUAAACUCAAGUGAGCCUCAUCACCCGACACACUCACCCGACUGUGGUGUGUGCUGGAUGCUGCUGUUCUCUCUGUGUCCAGCUUGUGCAGUUCUCUCCUCUCUCCUCUCCUCUCUUCUGGUUUAUCACCUCUGUCAGAAAACAGCUAAAAAUCCUAAAGUUGAUGAGGAAAGACCUGACGCCAGAGGCCAAACAAGAGGGAAUGAGGGUGAAGAUGUGUGUUAUAGUGCACUGGAACUUCGUCAGGCAUCACAAAGACCAAAGAAGAUGAAAACCCAGAGUUCUGACUUCACCACCUAUUCUACCAUCAAUACUUCUAGAUUGUAA
Molecule: messenger RNA, 836 nt
Organism: Thunnus maccoyii (southern bluefin tuna)
Lineage: Eukaryota; Metazoa; Chordata; Actinopteri; Scombriformes; Scombridae
Exons: 5
Coding region: 75-836 (253 amino acids)
Biological process (GO): response to bacterium
Source: RefSeq, a predicted model, not a curated record